AUGGGCGCUGAUAUGCAGUUUCCUUUCGCACCUCGCUUUAGAAGGGUGCAUUUGUGGGCAGCAGGUGUCGCUGCUGUCAUUUGUGGUGAUUUCGUCGCUUGGCAACCUGCUUUCGGGCAAGGCAUCGGCUGUGCACUUAUCGGUUACUUCGUGGCUGCGCUGUUUUACAUGCUUUUGGUCAGCAGCCUCACAGAAGUGAUGAGCCGGAUGGGUGAUGCGGAAGGUCCCAGUCAGGUCGCAGCUUGCAUUGGGCCCAGGACAUCAUUCCUGGCUGGGCUCAUGGAGUGCUUGAAGUGCACUCUCAUCAUUGCCGACAUAGCUGCCGCGACCGGUGCUCUGAUGGAGGAGCUAACCGAGUCUCCUUCGGCUCUUCAGCCUUUGUGGUGGUUGCUUUUCUGCGCCCUCAUCUUGUUGCUCAACACGAAGCUCAUGUCGAUGUCCGUGCAAACGCUGAUGGCGAUGACCCUGUCAAGCUUGGCUAUUGUGGUCGUAUAUUUCUUGUUUUCGAGCGAACGAACGUUUGACCUUGCGCAAGAGGCGAUGGCAGGAGGAGACAUCUUGAGUGAUGUCUCGUGGCUCGCAUUGUUCAAGUCACUUCCGGCUGGUAUCUGGUGUUUCCUCGGGCUGGAGCAGAUGCUCUGGUUUGGCAAGUUCGCAGUAGAUCUGAGAACAAAUCUGCCACGCGCUCUCAGCUGGGCCUAUGCUACGCUCUUCAUUUUGGCAAUGAUGACUUUGAUUUGUAGUCUGGCGGCUUCCCCAGGUAUCCACGUUACCACGCAUCAGAAGUUCCCACUGUUGGUUGCUUACUUCGACGUUUUUGGGCAGAGCAGUUUGAGCCGCUACUUCGCAUUGCUUCUGCUCUUCGGCAUCCUGGCCUCGCUGCAUGUCUUUACCUUCGUGGCCGGGCAAGUGGUUACGCAAAUGGCAGAAGACUCAUUGCUUCCGGCAUGCUUGGCACAGCGGGAUGGACAGACAGGAGCUCCAACAUAUUCCUCGGCAGUAGUUGUCGUGGUGGCGCUCCUCUUUUUGGAAGUUGUUUUCCAAGCCCUGGAUCACCAGUACGAAGAGAUCAGAGCUACCUUCACCAGCGGUGCUUCGAUCUGCGCCCUUGGUGGCUACAUGAUUCAGCUGUGCUGCUUCAUUUUGAUCAGAUACAGAAACCAACAUGAGGACUCCAUGUUCCUGUCUCCCUUUGGAAUGCUGGGCGCUGGUACAGCUUUGGUGCUCACGAUUGUCUUCAUGGCCAGCGUGCUGUCGCACGAUCUUGCAGAACAUGGAAACCCGCACACCGAAUUCGAUGUGCCUCGCGCGGACCCGCAUAGGUUGCUGCAACUUGCGGCGGAUAUCAACCACCGCGACUCCUUCGGUCGUGUUGCUCUUCACCAUGCCGCAGAAGAAGGUCAGCUGCUGUCAGUCCGUCUCUUGUUGAAGCACAAGGCAGAUCCAGGUGCCCAGGACCGGGAGAAAGAAACGCCUUUGCGGCUGGCAUCCAGUGAUGCGGCCGGGCUUCAUGUGAGGGCGCGUGCCCGCUUGAAGUUCAAGUUGAGAGGCAUGGCUGAAGCCGAGCCGAAGAAGAGCUUUUCCAUGGGCAUAGACUUGGGGACUACAUACUCUUGUGUGGGAAUCUUCAAGGAUGGAGAGGUGCAGAUUAUUGCCAAUGACCAAGGCAACCGAACGACGCCAUCUUAUGUCGCGUGGACGGAGAACGAGAGACUCCUUGGUGAUGCUGCCAAGAAUCAGGUUGCAAGCAAUCCUACCAACACGGUUUUCGAUGCUAAGCGCCUCAUCGGACGCAAGUUCCAGGACCCGGUCGUGCAGGCCGACCUGAAGCUGUGGCCCUUCAAGGUCGUAUCCGAUGGGUCAGCAGAUGACAAGCCUUUGAUUGAGGUGGUGUAUCAGUCAGUCGCCAAGACCUUUCAUCCAGAGGAGAUUUCCUCCAUGAUUCUCACCAAGAUGAAGCAAACGGCAGAGGCUUUCAUUGGUCAGCGUGUUCGAAACGCAGUGAUUACUGUCCCUGCUUAUUUCAAUGACUCCCAGAGGCAAGCUACGAAGGAUGCCGGUGAAAUUGCCGGACUGAACGUCAUGCGAAUCGUCAACGAGCCCACCGCGGCAGCAAUUGCGUACGGCCUGGAUGCGAAGUCGAAGGAGAAGAAGAGCGGUGCUGCCAAGGAGACCAACAUCCUAGUGUUCGACAUGGGUGGUGGCACUUUUGAUGUCUCCAUUUUGACAAUCACGGAUACAGUCUUCGAGGUGAAGGCAACAGCUGGAGAUCCUCACUUGGGUGGGGAGGACUUCGACAAUCGCAUGCUGAGCUACUGCAUUUCGGAGUUCCGCCGGAAGCACAAGUCUGAUCCGACCCGGAAUCAGAGAGCACUUCGUCGACUUCGGACCCAGUGCGAGCGCGCGAAGCGGCAGCUGUCCACACAGACAUCCGUGACAAUAGAGAUUGACUCCUUGCACGAGGGCGUCGACUUCAGUAUGCGGCUUUCCCGUGCAAAAUUCGAAGAGCUUUGCAUGGAUUACUUCAAGAAGGCAAUGGAGCCUGUCUCACAGUGCUUGGCAGACAGCAGCCUGCCAAAGUCGCAGAUCUCCGACGUAGUGCUCGUAGGUGGCUCCACUCGCAUCCCCAAAGUUCAAGAAUUGAUCAGCGCCUUCUUCAACGGCAAGCAUCUCUGCAAGGAGAUCAACCCGGAUGAAGCGGUAGCGUAUGGAGCAGCUGUUCAGGCAGCGAUUGUUUCGGGUACCGGAACAGAGGAGGUCGAGAACAUGCUGCUCCUCGACGUGGCACCUUUGUCCUUAGGCAUCGAGAUGGCGGGUGGCAUGAUGCAAAAGCUCAUCGAGCGAAACAGCACGAUCCCGACCAACAAGAGCCAGGACUUCACCACCGCAGAGGAUUAUCAGGAUCACGUGGAGAUCAAGGUCUACGAGGGCGAGCGAGCCAUGGUCAAAGACAACAACUACCUUGGCAAGUUCGUUCUCACCGGCCUCCCAAAGACUUUGAGGGGCGUGCCGAAGAUCAAGGUUACCUUCAACGUCGAUUCGAACGGAAUCUUGGAAGUGACCGCAGAGGAUAUGAAGACGCAUCGGAAGGGAGAGAUCCAGAUCACCAAUGAGAAAGGUCGUCUGUCUCAGCGCGAGAUCGAGCGCAUGCUUCAGGAUGCAGAACAGCACAAGGAUGAAGACGAUUUGGCAAGAGGCGAGAUCAUGGCCAGAGAGUCCCUGACCGUGUACAUGCGGCGGACGAGGAAGGCCAUGGAAGACAUAGAUGCCGAGAAGAUCCUGCGACGAGACAAAGAACGCCUCGAGAAAAAGAUGGAGGAGGCUGGAUGA
Molecule: messenger RNA, 3330 nt
Organism: Symbiodinium sp. CCMP2456
Lineage: Eukaryota; Dinophyceae; Suessiales; Symbiodiniaceae
Source: the annotation of a GenBank genome assembly